UCAACAGCCACGGUUCCAGUGGCAGAAGGAAGCGAGGCAGGGUUUCUUCAGCGGUCCUUUCACUCUGCUCGCUCGCUCGCUCGCUCGCUGUCGCCUCAGGCAUUUUCUCCCCCCUCCCCUUUCUCCCUUCACUCCCCACCUCUGGGGUAUUCAUUUCUCUCGGCUUUUGCCCCCCUGGAAACUGCCACCCUGAAGUUUCUGGUGGUACUACUGGCCGCAGGGAUGCUCGCCUUUCUUGGUGCAAUUAUUUGCAUCAUCGCGAGCGUCUACCCUGCGGCCAGCCACAGCGGAGCUCUCCAAGGGGCUGACAAUGGCUCCAACGCCGCGGCCUCUGCGCUGUUGCCCGCCUCCGGUUCCGACAAGACGCUGGGAGCUCUCCACGGGGCUGGCGAAAGCAGCUACGGCAGCUUCUCGACAGGCUCCCAGGACUCUGUGCUAGACCUCCUGGCCAGCGCCCGGCCGCAGCAGCACCAGCAGCUCUUCAGCCGCUUCCUGUGCACCCCGCUGACAGUCGAGUGCCCCGCGGAAGGGAGCCCGCAAGGGGACAGCCCCGGGGCGGCGGCGGCGGCUAGCGAGGAGCUGUUCUUUCUCCAAAGCACAGCCGAGCAGCUAAGGCAGACGGCGCAGCAGCAGAAGGAGCAGAUCCGCACCGAUCAGGAGACUAUCCGGGAGCUGACCACCAAGCUGAGCCAGUGUGAGAAUGGGCUGGAACUUAGUUUCCAGGAUAGCCCCUCGGUCUGGGGCAUCCCCAGGCAAGAUGCCAUGUCCAUGGAUGACCUGUCGUGGGACUCGCCUGCCAUGAUCCAGGAACUGGAGGAAGCUGUUAGGUCGCUGAAAGACAGGAUUGACAAGAUCGAGCAGGAUAUUCCCACUCCAACGAAUGCUUCUUCUACUUCUGCCCCUAUGCCAGCCCAAGAGACAAUCCACACCAAGAUGGAGCAACUGGAAGGACAGAUCCUCUCUAAGCUUUUAGCCCUGGAGAAAGAACGCACCUCCAUCACCAGCAGCCACAAUCUACAGCAACAAAAUGUUGAAAAGGAGCUGGAUGCUCUACAUAACCGGGUCUCUGAGCUCGAGCAUGAAACAAUGGUCUUCAAUCCUCCAGAAGCCUUUAAAGUCUCCAUCCCUGUACGAAACAACUACAUGUAUGCUCGGAUGAAGAAAAGCUUGCCUGAACUGUACGCCUUCACUAUCAGCAUGUGGCUAAAAGCUAAGAAUCCAGCAGAAGUGGGCACCCCUUUCUCCUACUCUGUUCCUGGGCAAGCCAACGAGCUUGUAUUGAUAGUAUGGGGAAACAAUCCCAUGGAGCUUAUAAUUAAUGACAAGGUGGCUCAUCUACCCAUGACUUUAAAGGAUGGGACAUGGCACCACAUCUGCAUUACCUGGAUCACUCGGGAUGGUAUAUGGUCAGUGUAUCAAGAUGGAGUGGAGCGUGGAGCCAAUGAAAACCUAGCAUCUUGGCAUUCAAUUAAACCUCAUGGGGUGAUGAUCUUGGGCCAGGAACAGGAUACCUUGGGUGGAAGAUUUGAUGCUACUCAGGCCUUCGUUGGGGAAAUUUCUCAGUUCAACAUGUGGGAUCAUGUCCUGAUGCCAGCAGAGAUUGUGGGUCUGGCCAACUGCACCAGCCAACUACAAGGCAACAUAAUUCAGUGGGAUGAGAAGUUGGUUGAAGUCCAUGGAGGGGCAGCCAAGUUAAGCUUUGAGGUCUGUGAGGGAAAAAUGAAGGCAUGAAGGUCCUUUGUUCCUGCCAAAAGAAAGGAGCAUGCAAGCCACUUUUACUUCUUUCAAUCUGCUUUGGGAAAGUAGUAGCAAGAGGUCCUUUCCCCCAUCCAGCAACCUCUUACAGUUGGCCUGGAGUGGGGGAAGAAAUUGUGUGUGUGUGUAUGAGUGUGUGUGUGUGUGUAUUUGAGAGAGAGAGAGAGAGAGAUCACAUGUAUGCAAGGAGCAAAGAAGCCUUCUGAACUUAAAAAUGAAAUUGUGACACUGUAUUUUUCAUUGUUUCUGUAAAACUCUUUUUAUUCAUUCUGUGAGUGACAGGACCUUCCACUAAGGAAGGUAAAGUGGUUGGAAGGUAGCUAUCUCUGAACAGCAGUAUGAGAAGAUAAAAACUGUAUCAGUGAGUAGGAAAUUGUUGGUAGAACUAGCAUCUCCAACACUUCCAAUCUGUCCCAUUGCUGAUACUUUCAGUGAUGCAACUUGAAUGCUGUUGAUUGGGCUUGUAAAAGCAUUAAAACCUGUACUGUGUUGACAUUUGCCCACUAUAAGCCACUGACAGUCUAUAAUACAUGAUCUAAUAUUAUUCUAGUAUCUGCAUGCCUUCAUCAGGGAUGUCCAACUGUUUUAUCUUUCCUUUAGCUUUAGUUCAUAGUCUUCCCUUGUAAGGUAAACCAUUGUCUCUAGGAAAAAAGUGCCAGUGGUUUCCUUAGCUACACAAAGGCCUAAGCUUGAAGUUCAGAUUUUUUAAACCCCAGAUGUAAUUUCCCUAACCAGUUACUUAAAUUGCUGUAUUGCUCUGCCAAUCUUUUUGUUUUUCUAGAGCAUAUAGUUUCAAACUCUUUUUUUAUACUUCUAUUAUAAGCCAUAUGUCAGAUUUUAAAAACGGCACGUUCUAAGUGGUAGGCACAGAAUAUAAGCAUUAUUGGUCAACCCUUUUUCUACCCUAGUUUUCCUUUUCAUUGCCACCUUUUCCUCCUAAGGGCUGACUCUCACAAGCUUGGCUCACUUUGCUUAUCAUCAUCACUCAGUGAUUUGAAGCUGAUUGUGUGAAUUGUGUCCAUUAAAAAGCAUUGUGUCUGAA
Messenger RNA from Candoia aspera, 2797 nucleotides. RefSeq names its product neuronal pentraxin receptor (gene NPTXR). NCBI's taxonomy places the organism in Eukaryota, Metazoa, Chordata, Lepidosauria, Squamata, Candoiidae. The coding region runs from base 223 to 1731 and encodes 502 amino acids. The transcript is spliced from 5 exons. The record is from RefSeq and is a predicted model, not a curated record.